ACCACCGUUGCGUAGUAGAAGGAAGUGGGAGUACCGCGAAACAACAACUUGUGGUAGAACAUAAAAUGAAAUGUUUUGAACGAUUCAAAGUCAUUGGAUCAGCAAUACCAAUGUGGGAAUUCCUUUCGAGAGAAGAAAAGAUGAGCCGUUUGUAUAGAUUGUUUACUCUGCAAGUAUCACAAUUUUGUAUCGAUUCAUCGGAUCCAGAUUGUAUUAAGAAUUUCUUAAUUACUGGUAUACGAAAUCUUGCUGAUAUAGACGACAAUAUUCUUGAUAAAUUGGAUCCGUAUCAACGUGGUUCUAGAGAAAUAAUUUGGCGAGCUUUAAUAGGAACAGAUAGAUUCUCACCUAGGACAAGUCAAGAUAUCAAUGGAAAUUUCUUACCUACAAAUCUACUUUUGAUAGGAAACGACGAUAGCGAAACAAAUAGUAUAACAGGGGAAAACGUGUUAACGAAUGAUUACAUUCACGUUGGUCCAUAUUUGAUUGGACCAAUGGUAACUCGUGUUUAUCCGGAUGGACGUCCAGUUCCAGAUGAUCAUAAGAGAUUUCGACCAAGGGAUGAUGAUAUUGAUGAAUUAAAAUACACUGUGGUAUUACCGUCGAUAAGUGAUGCCGAGACAAAGGUUGAUAGAACCACUUAUAGAAAUAAAGUUCUUAAUCAUGGUAGAAAAGAUACCUCUACAUCGAAAUACAUAGCACUUAGGCGAAUAUCAAUCAAAGAUCAUGACAGAGAUUAUCAUUGAAUGAGUAUUAUCGAAUCCUUCAAGUAUUAACAUAUUUGAGACAAAAAAGAAAUUACAACUUGCAUUUCUGUUUCUAUACACGAGGAAAGAAGAUCGCUUCGUUCAUGUUAGAGAGAGAACGAAGACUGAUUUGAUUGUCGAAUUUUUGAAAAUUAAAGUGUAUUUAUUUGGAUGAACAUCAAAGGGGG
This is a messenger RNA of Polistes canadensis, 934 nucleotides long. It is a transcript of the gene Reg-5, whose product is annotated as rhythmically expressed gene 5 protein. The transcript has 5 exons. Lineage: Eukaryota; Metazoa; Arthropoda; Insecta; Hymenoptera; Vespidae. The record is from RefSeq and is a predicted model, not a curated record. The coding region runs from base 66 to 746 and encodes 226 amino acids.